Messenger RNA from Panicum virgatum (switchgrass), 1001 nucleotides. RefSeq names its product probable glutathione S-transferase GSTF1. Gene Ontology annotation, cellular component: cytoplasm. The transcript has 3 exons. Gene Ontology annotation, molecular function: glutathione binding; glutathione transferase activity. Lineage: Eukaryota; Viridiplantae; Streptophyta; Magnoliopsida; Poales; Poaceae. Bases 193 to 855 code for a protein of 220 amino acids. The record is from RefSeq and is a predicted model, not a curated record.
UCAAAAGGAAUAGACUCCUAAGUCCUAUAACCUGCUCACUACAAUUCUGCAGUCGCGGUGUCCAUGUCCAUGUAUCCAUAUCUUCUAAGACCAUUUCUUCCCCGUUCCUGUAACCAAACAGCCUGCAUCCUUCUAGCUGCUUAUAUAUCUGUGAGCCGAUCCAAACGAAGAGGCAAAGGUAAGUAGCGAGCCAUGUCGCCGGUGAAGGUGUUCGGGUCGGCAGCGUUCACGAACGUGGCGCGCGUGCUGGUGUGCCUGGAGGAGGUAGGCGCCGAGUACGAGGUCGUCGAAGUCGACUUCCAUGAUAUGGAGCACAAGGGCCCCGAGCAUCUCGCCAGAAACCCGUUUGGACAGGUCCCGGCGUUCCAGGAUGGAGACCUGAUGCUCUUCCAGUCCCGAGCAAUCUCCCGUUAUGUGCUCCGAAAGUACAGGACGCCGGACGACGGCACCAACCUCCUGCGGGACGGUGACCUCCAAGGAUCCGCGCUCGUCGACGCCUGGCUGGACGUGGAGGCGCUGCAGUACGAGCCGGCGGUGCACGCGGUGUUCGUGCAGCACCGCGUCGUCCCGGCGCUGGGCGGGACGCCCGACGAGAAGGCCAUCGGCGAGAACGUGGAGAAGCUGAGGAAGGUGCUGGAGGUGUACGAGGCGCGGCUGGGCGAGCGGAGGUACCUCGCCGGCGACGCCGUCAGCCUGGCCGACCUGAGCCACUUCCCCUACACGCACUACUUCAUGGGCAUGCCGUACGCGGCGGUGUUUGACGCGUUCCCUCGCGUCAGGGCGUGGUGGCAGGACCUUGUGGCCCGGCCGGCAGUGCGCAAGGUCGCCGCCAUGAUGGACGGCCGCUCUGGUUGAUACGGAGGCAACCCUACUAUGGAAAGGAUUUUAGAUGCGGGUAAAAAUUAUAUUUUUACGAGCGGUGUGAUAUGAUUACUGCUACUAGUUUUUGCAACUACAAAUAUCAAUUUUAGGGGUGGUUAAUGCACCCGUUCCUGAAAAAA